This is a messenger RNA of Cajanus cajan (pigeon pea), 783 nucleotides long. RefSeq names its product retrovirus-related Pol polyprotein from transposon RE1. NCBI's taxonomy places the organism in Eukaryota, Viridiplantae, Streptophyta, Magnoliopsida, Fabales, Fabaceae. The record is from RefSeq and is a predicted model, not a curated record.
AUGGCUCAUUCAAACAAAGGAAUAUCCAUAUGUCAACAUAAAUACUGUCUGGAUUUGAUCAAAGAAUUUGGUCUCAUGGGGUGUAAACCCUCUUCCACUCCAAUGGACGAUUCCAUGCAUCUUCAUCAAGACUCUAGUGAACCUUUGAAUGAUCCUUUGUCAUAUAGACGCUUAGUGGGUCGCCUUAUCUAUUUAACAAGCACAAGGCCUGAUAUAGUUUUUGCUACCCAGCAGCUUAGUCAAUUUAUGUUAGCACCAACUCAAACUCAUCUUCAAUCUGCCUUAAGAGUGAUCCAUUAUCUCAAGGGGUAUCCUGGAAAAGCCAAGAAGCAAUCUACUAUUUCUCGGUCUUCGACAGAAGCAGAAUACAGAGCCCUUGCCUUUGCAACCUGUGAGUUCCAAUGGCUUUCUUUCCUACUUGCAGAUUUGAGAAUUCCUUUUACCAAGUGCCCCGUUCUUUACUGUGACAGCCAAAGUGCCUUGUACAUUGUCGCCAACCCAGUUUUUCACGAAAGAACAAAGCUUUUGGAGAUUGAUUGCCAUGUUGUCCGUGAAAAAUUGCUUACUGGUCUCAUGCAUCUUCUACCAGUUUCUUCAUCACAUCAACUAGCAGAUAUCUUCACUAAGGCGCUUUCUCCACGACUAUUUCACUUAAAUUUAUCCAAGUUGGAGCUUCUUGACAUUUUCAAGCCUCCAACUUGUGAGGGGCUAAACGAAGAAGAACCAAAAGCAUCAAGAAUAGUCAAAACAACAACUUCAGCCCAAUUCUAUAACAAUACAUAA